ACAACAACAACAACAACAACAACAACAACACUGCGCAACGUCCCAAUAGGCCUGCGACCACAGCGACGGGUUCUGGCAUGCAGGCCACGCCCCUCCUCGACGCGCUCAGGGUCGAGGGCAACCUCCCGCCGUGGAUGUGGAACGACACGCCGCCCAACUCGGGAUCGUUUAGGACCACGCCGUCUACUACAGGGAGCAACAGCGGGCCGAUGAGCACAACGACAUCGGGCGGUGGUGGUGCCCAGGGCUCGGCUCCCGCGUUUGGGUUUCCUCUUGCCAGCGGCCCGGGCGAGGGGAUACAUCCAGAGGAUAUCGACAUAGAUAUGAGUGAAGAUUUCAACUGGGCAGAUUGGGGCCAGACAGUGAUGGAGAGCGGACCUAACAUAGGCGGCGUGUGGAGCGCACAUGGGAUAUAAGAGGUUUUUGUUGUGAGAAAGGCCAUGGGGCCGCGGCUUUGAUGAUAUCUUGGGGGCGGUUGGACUUUUGCUCUCAUUUCUCGGGGGGCAAGGAGGCGUUCUUUUUCUCAUCUUCUCUUGGUACAGAGGGUUGUCAGCUGUUUUUUUUUUUACAGGUGCAUGCUGUUCUUCUUUUAUCAUUCGGCUCAACAUGUCUAUCUGCAGCAGCGCUUCAUGUUUGAUGCCGGCAUGUGCUUGCUGAGUCCACCCGGAUAUUUGAAUAUGUUGGCCUUUUAUGUUUCUGUUCUGGUUUGUCGUUGUGCAGAGAUCCCAACAUAUCUUUUGUCGCACGAAAUUUGAUACCCUGGUCCAUUCCUGCGUCCCCUCACAGCAGACAUAGGAUACAUACAGACUACAACAAAUAUCAUCAACGGAGAGAACUC
Cryphonectria parasitica EP155 is the source of this 838-nucleotide messenger RNA. RefSeq lists its product as uncharacterized. The transcript has a single exon. The coding region runs from base 78 to 416 and encodes 112 amino acids. The record is from RefSeq and is a predicted model, not a curated record. Lineage: Eukaryota; Fungi; Ascomycota; Sordariomycetes; Diaporthales; Cryphonectriaceae.